Messenger RNA from Pieris napi, 1777 nucleotides. RefSeq names its product KAT8 regulatory NSL complex subunit 2 (gene dgt1). The transcript is spliced from 11 exons. Lineage: Eukaryota; Metazoa; Arthropoda; Insecta; Lepidoptera; Pieridae. The record is from RefSeq and is a predicted model, not a curated record. Gene Ontology annotation, cellular component: NSL complex. The coding region runs from base 139 to 1560 and encodes 473 amino acids.
UGUUACGUAAAAAUAUUUUUAACUAUCUGUAACUUUGUAUGUAUAGUUACGCGGCCGCCAUUAUAGAAUUACGGUGAAUUCACAGCAAGGUCUCUGGUGACAGAACGAUGAUCUGCAACAAUCACAGUUAACGCCUCUAUGAUGUCCCAACCAACGCAACUCCAUUUACCCAAAGUGAGAAUGUUGUCUCGUGGUGGUAGAUCUAUCAAGAUCACAAAUGUGAAAUCCAUCAGGCCACCAGAUGCUGAGCUGAUGAAGAAGCAGGAGGAGGAGAAAUUGAGGGUUGAGUUACAAAAGGAGAUUGCAUCCCGAUACCGCACCUGUGGGCAUCAGAAGUACGAAUGCCUCCUUCCAGUGUUGGUGGGUCGGGCAUUCUGUGCCCAGCAUAUAUUGGAUGACUGCACAGCGCCGUACCAGCAGUGCGCGCAUAUUAAUUCCCAGGGUAGAAGGUGCCCUGCAGCAGCCCCAAAGGUGGAUCAUAGCGUUUGCUUCGAACAUGCCCGCGCAGCCCUAAUCAGCCGUCAGCGGAGCGCUGCGCUUCCGCCCCCUGUCACUACGACGGAGACUCUGUUGAACCAAUUGCAACAUUAUAUACGGCCAGAACGUACGCGUACAACAUCGGGCGCCUCCUCCGUGUCUGUGGUUAGCGAUCCAGCUGACAACGAAAUCACAUCGCAUUCUGUCGAUCCGUUUAAGGAAAUAGAAGCGACCGUGGUCAACUCUGCUGUGUCGUCGAACAUAAUGGAAUUCGCCAGCGCAAGUGAAAGUGAUUGCGAUAGUAUCGAACUGAAUGAAGAUAUUACAGAUCUCUUGACUGAUACGGAGGAUGCGCCGUGUGAAGAUCAACCGUUAUGGCGCGCGGGCGUAUUCACAGCUGAAGAAGCGGUGUCGGAGGCGAAGAACGUUUUGAAAUUGUUAAAAGAAGCGUACGUAGGACAAAUGGGGAAAUUGAGGAUUUCCCUACAAAUGGGGAGACUGCAGUAUUUGAGGAACUUAAAGGCUGAGAAGGAAUUGUAUUGUAGUAUAAACACCCAAUCGAAGAGCGGACCCCAGACGGUGCACGAGAGGAGGCAAAUGAGGAAGUUGAAGGCGUACGCCAGUUAUCACAAGAAGUAUCGAGGGGAAGCCAUUUUGGCGAAGAAACUUCAGAAGAAACGUGCUAAGGUGAACGAGAUACCCACGAAUCGGGGUAAUCCACAACAAGGCAGGUGUUCGUUCACAGAGGGCGGGGUUCGAUGCUCGACACAUACACUUCCCGCGACGAAGCACUGUCUCAAGCACAUACUAUACGACCGGCAGCAGGUGCUGUUCAAGCAGUGCAGCGACCAGCGCGGAGGUGUGGCCUGCAGGGAGCCCAUCGCCAAGUUGCCUCUCGCCUCCAAUGCCUGCAGAUAUCACACGGGGCCACCCGUGUAUGCAACUUUUACGUUGAAGAAAGACGAAACGGACUCGGAUGCCGACUCCCACUCAUCAUCAGACAGUGAUGAUGAAAUGCCGACUCCAAGGAAGUUGACUCCGGCUGUGGCCAGUGGCCUGCUCGAUGUCCUCGGCUACAAAUGACAUCAGGUCCGUCCAUAUGUCAUAUGGAGUAGGCGAAUAGUAGAGACAAGUAGUUCAAGUGACACAGAUUUUAGUGUAUAAUUGACAUAAAUCACUAUAAUUGUGAGUACAUUUUAACUAACGUACAUUUUUACUGUAAAGUGAUUCUAAGUGGAUUUGGAAUAUGAGCCUUAAUGUAUAAGGGAGCGUUCAAGUAUUACGUAACGAAUUUGGGGGG